GCCAGUUCUCUGCAUCCUCCUGUGACUCUGCUCCAGUGAGGCCUUCCUGCUGACACUUCAGGAUCCAAAGCGCAGCUCCAUCGACCAGGUUCUUCCACUGGCAGCAGACCAGGCGGCACGCCAGCACCAAAUCCACUGCAGUGCUGCCGGUGCCCGGGGAUUUUUCGUCGCGUACCCCUACAGCCCAUCACCGAAGCUGUCGGUCUGUGAUGACAACCAUUUGCGACCUCCCCGAAGACGUCCUGGUGGAGCUGCUCUCGCUGCUCCCAGCCCGGGACCUGCUCUGUGCCUGCAGACUGGUCUGCACGCAGUGGCGGUACGUGGUGGAUCUGACCACCCUAUGGAAACGCAAGUGCCAGCGCGAGGGGUUCUAUGUUCAGAAUUUGGACAGAAGCAUCUCUGACUGGAAGGUCUUCUAUAUGCUCUGCAACUUGAAGAGAAACUUAAUCAAAAACCCCUGUGCUGAAGAGAACUUUCAGCACUGGAAACUUGAUAGCAAUGAUGGAGAUAAAUGGAAAAUUGAGGAUCUGCCUGGACCUCAUGGAAGAGAGAUUCCAGACCCCGAAGUACACAAAUACUUUGUCACUUCAUAUGGGCCAUGCUUCAAGUCUCAACUCAUUACCCUGCAGAAAGAAGGAUACUGGAAUCAGUUGAUGGAUGAGAAACGGCCUGAAAUUGUAGUCAAGGACUGGUAUGCUGCCAGAUUUGACUGUGGGUGUCGCUAUGAACUUACGGUGAGGCUGCUUUCUGAGGACUACAUUGUCCUUGAGGAGUUCUGCCCUGAGCCAGUGAUUAUAGAGCAGUGGAAUGAUGCAAUGUGGAGAGAGAUUUCUCAUACCUUCCAGAAUUACCCAGCUGGAGUUCGUUACAUCUGGUUUCAGCACGGAGGCCAAGACACCCAGUUCUGGGCAGGAUGGUAUGGGAUCCGAGUGACAAACAGCAGCAUCACCAUUGGGCCCCUGACAUUGUUAUGAAGGCACAAUAUAUAAAUGUUUGCUUUUACCUCAGGACUG
Molecule: messenger RNA, 1013 nt
Organism: Grus americana (Whooping crane)
Lineage: Eukaryota; Metazoa; Chordata; Aves; Gruiformes; Gruidae
Gene: FBXO44
Product: F-box protein 44
Exons: 6
Coding region: 210-974 (254 amino acids)
Biological process (GO): SCF-dependent proteasomal ubiquitin-dependent protein catabolic process; glycoprotein catabolic process
Cellular component (GO): SCF ubiquitin ligase complex; cytoplasm
Molecular function (GO): ubiquitin protein ligase activity; protein binding
Source: RefSeq, a predicted model, not a curated record